AUGUCAGGCCAGCUGCUCUCCUCGUCCUUCCUCACCCCGGCUGCCAACUCCAACAACAACUUCGAUCCCCUUGUACGGUCAACUCCAAACGUCGCCUAUGGCGAUGUCGAUCCCUGGAGUGCAUCGCCUCUACCCGGUCCCCGUCCGGUAUCCACAACUACCACACCCAAGCUCCCCGCCGAUGGUCAAGAAGGGACGCCUUCCGAUGACAUCCGUCCGUCCAGUUCCAAGGAUGGUCUCAACGGUUUGAUAGAGGAUCCUCCUGCAAUUUACCUCAGUCUGUUGGACUCUCUUGACCCAUCCCCUUCAGGUGACCUGUCCCUGGCCAGCGUUCACCGCCUCCUCGCCACAUCUCAACUCCCAGCGUCUACAGUCGAAAAGAUCAUCAAUCUCACUUGCCGGGACAAAGCUCGACUGACGCGGGCUGAAUUCUUCUGUACUCUGGCUUUAGUCGCUUUGGCGCAAUCAUCGGAUUCAACAGACUCGGAGUUGUCAAUCGAGGCUCUUAUCACCGCAAUACCGGACCUUCCACUCCCUCGCUUGAUCGUUCCUGCUGUAUCGGCUUCCAACGGGUACUCCGUCCCCUCGACCCUAGGUCCAUCACCUUGGGACACUACACCUCGUGUCAGUGGUCAUCCUCAGCCGCCUGCGACUGUAUCCAAUCCUGGAUCCAGCUUUGCCGAGUCUAGUCGAGAACUAGAAGCUCAAAAAGGGUACUGGCAACGUUUGGAGGUGAUCGAAGUAGUCUUGAUUGCCGAGAAACAGGGGUGGUUUUUGCAGAAAUACAUGGUUUCAUCGUCAUCCCGUUCUUCAUCUCCCGUCUCUCGGCGCUAUUCAGACUUUGUGUGGCUGCUGGACACAUUGAUCAAACGUUAUCCAUUCCGACUGUUGCCCGCUUUACCCCCGAAAAAGAUCGGCCCCGGCGCCAACUUCCUCGAACAACGCCGCAAAGCCCUACGAAGAUUUCUCAACAUGGUGGUCAAUCAUCCCGUGCUCAAAGACGACGGCGCUCUCAAUGUGUUUCUCACAGAACCCAACUUCGAGGCUUGGAGGAAGAGAGUGAAAGUCUCCACGGAGGAGGAGAGCGCCAGCAAGAAACUCAAUCCUGCCCAAGAGAUGGCCAUUCCCGCUGAUCUGGAAGAGAAGCUAGGGGUACUCAGAGAUCACCUCCCAGCUGUCCUAGCGAGUCAUCAGAAGCUGGUGGCAAUCUCAGAGAGGCAGGUGGGAAGGAUGCAGGCAGCAUCUGGAGAUGCUGUACGCUUGAGUAUGGCGUUGCAAAGUGUGGGCGAGGAAAUGCCCUCAGCCUGCUAUCGAUGUGCUGGGGGAGGUGAAGGGUGUUCUCUGUGUCAAGGUGUUGCGAGAGGGUUGACCGAGGUUGGCAGUACCUGGGCGAGAGCCGCGGAGCUUGGGGAACGACGGGUCAGCUUCAACAUUAGACGUCUCAAAUCGCUAAAGAGUCAGAGAGAUUUGUAUCUUGCUGCAAGAGAUUUGUUCUUCAGGCACGACCGUCUGUCAAAAGAUUCUGUCGACGCACUCCGCAAAAAAGUCGACGGUAGAAAUAAAAAGCUCGAGAUACUGCGCCAAGCGGCUAAGCCUGGCUGGGAGACAGAGGCCGAUAAACUCGUGUCGGCCACAGACCAAGAUACGGGGGCUAUCAACAAUCUACUCUCACGGCGAGUGUUCAUCAGAGCUUGUAUGUGGCACGAAUUGCAGGUGGUUUUCCACACUCGACAAGCCGCUCAAGCGACUCUUGGAUGGAGGGAUUUCGUUCGUGACGCCGAAGGCGCUGCGAAGGCUGACGCGGCACUGUGGGGUGAGCUGAGCGAAAGGCUGGAGGGGGUGCCGGUGGAGUGA
Molecule: messenger RNA, 1854 nt
Organism: Tremella mesenterica DSM 1558
Lineage: Eukaryota; Fungi; Basidiomycota; Tremellomycetes; Tremellales; Tremellaceae
Exons: 5
Coding region: 1-1854 (617 amino acids)
Biological process (GO): protein targeting to vacuole; retrograde transport, endosome to Golgi
Cellular component (GO): endosome
Molecular function (GO): phosphatidylinositol-3-phosphate binding
Source: RefSeq, a predicted model, not a curated record